AUAGAAGAGUAGCAGAUAAGAAGCUAACAGACAGCAACCGUUGUAUUAUCUCAACUGAAGAAGCUCAUCUCUUUCCAUGCCCUCGCUCAUUUCAUGGCUUCUUUACCUUCAGUUGCUGUAAGUGGCAAUCUCAAACUCAACCCUGACAUCAGAAAAUCGACACCUAUCUUCGAAAAGAAUCCAAGUGUUAGCUACCCAAAUGUUAACUUGGAGGAGAAGGGUUUCAUUACUUUAAAAGAGGCAUUGUCUAGCUUUAAUGAAGGUAACCAAGUAGAAUCUUCAUUCUAUGUUCCCUUGUUGCGAGAAUGUGUCGCAAGCCGGUCGGUGUUAGAUGCUCAAAUGGUGCAUGCCCACAUUGUAAAAACUGGAACAUAUGAAGAUACAUUUGUUAUGACUUCGCUUAUUAAUGUGUAUGCUAAAUGUGGGCGGAUGGAGUAUGCACAAGAGGUGUUUGAUCGAUUGCCUGGGAGAAAUGUUGUUAGUUGGACAGGACUUAUGACAGGAUAUGUUCAUGACUCGCAACCUGAGGUAGCUAUCCGGAUUUUUGUAGAGAUGUUGGAAGUUGGGGCUUAUCCAACGAGUUAUACAUUUGGGACGAUAAUAAGUGCUUGUUCAUCUAUGUUACUUGUAAGAUUAGGGAAGCAAAUUCAUGCUUACAUUGUCAAAUAUGGUAUAGAAUCUGAGACGAGUGUUGGUAAUGCCCUUUGCAGCUUUUACUCUAAAUGUAGAAGAUUGCCUUCGGCUGUUGAUACAUUUCGAAGGAUAGGAGAAAAGAAUGUUGUAUCAUGGACCACGGUUGUUUCUGCUUGUGGCGAUAAUGGAGAUCCUAUGAUGGGUUUGAGAUACUUUCUGAUGAUGCUGUCAGAAGAUAUUGAGCUCAAUGAGUUCACAUUCACUAGCAUCUUGAGUUUAUGUUGUGCAAUCCAGGGUUUGGAAGUAGGGAGGCAAAUACAUUCCUUGAGCAUCAAACAAGGAUUCCAUAGAAACCUACUAAUCGAUAAUUCAAUAAUGUACUUGUACUUGAAAUGUGGAUUGGUUGAUGAAGCAAAGAGACUAUUUGAUGAGAUGGAUUCUAUCAGCUUGGUUACAUGGAAUGCUAUGAUAGCAGGUCAUGCCCAAAUGAUGGAUCCUGCUGAGAAUCGGAUAUCUGCUCACCAAAGUGGAAAUCAGGCAUUAACCAUCUUCUUGAAAAUGAGUAGAUCAGGCACAAAACCAGAUCUUUUCACCUUGUCAAGUGUGUUGAGUGUUUGCAGUGCUCUGGUGGCCUUGGAUCAAGGGGAACAGGUUCAUGCUCAGACCAUCAAGAGUGGGUUUUUGGCUGAUGUGAUUGUGGGAACUGCCCUGGUUAAUAUGUACAAUAAAUGUGGCAACAUUGGCAAUGCUACCAAAGCUUUCGAGGAGAUGGGUAAAAGGACUAUGAUAUCUUGGUCAUCUAUGAUUUCAGCUUUUGCCCAACAUGGACGAUCACAGGAAGCACUAAAGCUAUUCAAGGAAAUGUUAUCAGCUGGAGAGAAACCAAAUAAAAUCACAUUUGUUGGUGUAUUUGCUGCGUGUAGUCAAGCCGGCCUGGUUGAUGAGGCCCUAGAAUACUUUGAAAUGAUGAAGAAAAUCUAUAAGAUUAAGCCGAUAAUGGAGCAUUAUGCAUGUUUGAUAGACAUGUAUGUAAGGCUUGGGCGGUUGGAGGAAGCUUUUGAUCUGACAAGGAAAAUGAAUAGUGAACCCAAUGAUGUUAUCUGGUCAAUCUUGAUUGCAGGUUGUAGAAGUCAAGGAAAUGUGGAGUUGGGUUAUUAUGCUGCUGAACAGUUGCUCAAGUUGAAGCCCAAAGAUAAGGAGACUUAUGUUCUAGUGUUAAACAUGUAUAUCUCAGCAGAAAGAUGGCAGGAUGUAUCAAGAGUAAGAAAACUGAUGAAGGAUGAAAAGCUCGGAAAGUUGCAGGAUUGGAGUUGGUUAAGCAUUAAGGAUAAAGUAUACUCAUUUUCACCAAAAACAUGGUCAUUUCCUCAUAAAACAGAGGUCGAGAAUCACUUGAGCAUGUUGGUUGAUGAGAUCAAGAGUAAGGGAUACGAAUCUCAGAGCCCACAAGUAACUGAUGGGGAGGAUAAUGAAGCAGAAACUGUAACUUCUUCUGUACAUCACAGUGAAAAGUUAGCCACUGCUUUCGGAUUAUUGCAAACAAGACACGGUUUUCCACUACGAAUCGUCAAGAGUAUUAGUAUGUGCAGGGACUGUCAUACAUUCAUCAAGUUUGUCUCUGAAAUUACUGACAGAGAAAUCAUAGUCCGUGAUAGUAAGCGACUCCAUAGAUUUGUCAAUGGACAUUGUUCUUGUGGAGAUUUUGGCAAUCUUUUAUAAUUGAAUGAUUUUUUGUUUG
Molecule: messenger RNA, 2371 nt
Organism: Spinacia oleracea (spinach)
Lineage: Eukaryota; Viridiplantae; Streptophyta; Magnoliopsida; Caryophyllales; Amaranthaceae
Product: pentatricopeptide repeat-containing protein At3g12770
Exons: 2
Coding region: 94-2352 (752 amino acids)
Biological process (GO): RNA modification
Molecular function (GO): RNA binding; zinc ion binding; protein binding
Source: RefSeq, a predicted model, not a curated record